AAAAAAGAGUCAAUAAAAAAAAACAAAUAGAAUUAUUUCCUGGCCGCUAAACCCCGCCCAUUCUGUCACCGUCCUGUCAUUCUCGCUGUCAUUGUAUCAGUUUAUUCGCUUUCUUUGAGGAUAUAUGUGGAUUUGUUAAACCGCUCUGUUCUGUAGGGUGUAUCUUGGAAGCACAUUCGGCACUGGACGGUUUUUAAUAUAUAAAGCCCGUGGUUUUGAUAAUCGAUCAUGUCGUACUGCUCGUUCCAGGCGCAGCUGGUGUCCUUCGUGGAGAUCGCAGCCAAAGCGGCGGAAGCGGAGAUCAAGCGGCGCGUGGAGGAGAGCUGCGCGGUCUUCAGACUGGAGCUCAGCCGCAGCCGCAGAGACAUCGAGGCGCUCAAGAGGAAAUGCGUGCUGAUGGACAGCGAGCUGAGGAGGGCCAGAGGACGGGGCAGGAGGACAGUGUGGUUCAAGACGCCGAGAGACGCCGACACGCCUGCGAUCAGAGAUCAAGACCAGAAUCCAGAUCAGACCAGAUCAGAUCAGUCGGUCUGUCCGCUGGAGGACGGAAUCAGACCUCCGGUGAUUAAACAAGAGCGACAGGAACAGGAAUCCGGCAGCGGUGCACGAGGGAAUCGUCCCUUCGAUCACGAGCAGCAGAACAUCCAGCAGAUCCAAGCUCAGGAGAACAUGGAGAACCACCAGCUCUCUGGAGCUUCAGAGAUCCAAAACACACAUUCACAGACGGCCACAGAGCGUCUGAGCGGUCUGGGACUCCAGCUUAAAGCCGAGAAGGACGAUGAGGAACCGAGAGUCCACCCGAGGUUUGCUCAGCUGUGGACGACGGCCCCUGAAACAACCGCUGAAGACACAGAACGGACGUUUCCAACGUCACGAGACACGGCGGUCUUCAGCACACAUCUGCAUCCCGUGGAGACACAAAUGGAGCUGUAUGAGCCUGAACAGAUCGAUGCAAACGAUCAGAUGAUGAGCGCAGUAGUCGACUCGGUUCCAGCGUUCAGUCACGGGCCGCCCGCGAGCGUGGAGAAGCGCUUCAGCUGCUCGUACUGCGAGAAGAGCUUCAGUCGGUUCAGUCAGCUGAAGGAGCAUCUGCGCUGUCACACGGGCGAGAAGCCCUUCGCCUGCGCUCAGUGCGGCCGCAGCUUCACCAAACACUGCAAUCUGACCCGGCACGCCGUGGUGCACAGCGGAGAGAAGCCGUACCAGUGUGGCCAGUGCGGGAAACGCUUCACGCAGCGCUCCAGUCUGAAGUCUCAUCAGAGGACGCACUCGAGCGCGUGGGAUCACAGCUGACGGCGGCCUGACCUUCAGCAGAACGGCUGCAAACACACAUCUGCUGAUUCACUGUAAAACACACAGAGGAACUUUUUUUGUCAUGUUAACUCAAUGCACUUUUUACACUUUCAAAUUGUAUUUUCAUAGUGUAUCGAUUUACGUGUUUUCUGCGCAAUUUGUUAAUGAUUUGUCUGCAUGAUUGAAUAAAAUAAAUGCUAAG
Messenger RNA from Sinocyclocheilus grahami, 1495 nucleotides. Its product is annotated as zinc finger protein 90 homolog. Lineage: Eukaryota; Metazoa; Chordata; Actinopteri; Cypriniformes; Cyprinidae. Bases 229 to 1293 code for a protein of 354 amino acids. Gene Ontology annotation, cellular component: nucleus. The record is from RefSeq and is a predicted model, not a curated record. Gene Ontology annotation, biological process: regulation of gene expression. The transcript has 4 exons.